AUGUUCACUCGCAUCGCCUCCGAGAUGGCGCUUGUCCACAAUAUGAUAAUACGGGGCCUCAACUCAAUUUACCUUCAGGCACCACACGUCAAGGCAUCUGAGUCGAAGGCUUUUUUGAAGUACAUUCUAGCCUGGUACAGUCUGCUAAACGUCCAUCACUCCGGUGAGGAAGAACAAUUUUUCCCGGCUAUCGAUGAGUUAACAGGCCAGAAGGGCUUGAUGGAUGUCAACGUCGCGCAACACAAGGAGUUUCACGAUUCAUUAGCCAGCUUCAAGCAAUACGUCGAUACAUGUGUGUCAGGGAAGGAUAUACUGGAUAGUGCAAAACUUGUGACCUUGAUCGAUGGCUUCGGCGAUGUGUUGACGAAGCAUCUUCGGGAUGAGAUUCCGAGUAUCCUGGAGCUCAGGGUUUUUGGUGCGGAUAAGAUGGCGUCGUUGGAGAAGGCUUUCGAAGAGGAAGGAGAGAAGAGCAUGAAAGCUCUCGGCUUGAUCAAGGGGUUGCCAUUCUGCUUGUCAAAUCACGACGUUGCUUUUGAGGACGGCCAGUGGGCAAGUUGGCCUCCUGCGCCACCAGUCAUCAAACUCAUCUGCAGGCACGUCACGUAUCGCUUCAAAAAGAAGUCCUGGAAGUAUUCUGCAUGCGACAAGAUGGGGAACCUGAAGCCCCUGUAUGCUGGGGCUCACGAGGAUACCAAGGUUGGACCAGCAAAGUAG
Molecule: messenger RNA, 714 nt
Organism: Colletotrichum fioriniae
Lineage: Eukaryota; Fungi; Ascomycota; Sordariomycetes; Glomerellales; Glomerellaceae
Source: RefSeq, a predicted model, not a curated record